Messenger RNA from Cicer arietinum (chickpea), 501 nucleotides. RefSeq names its product pentatricopeptide repeat-containing protein At2g01390. NCBI's taxonomy places the organism in Eukaryota, Viridiplantae, Streptophyta, Magnoliopsida, Fabales, Fabaceae. Gene Ontology annotation, molecular function: protein binding. The record is from RefSeq and is a predicted model, not a curated record.
AUGGGAAUAAGUCUCGAGAGAGCAGGAUAUCUUUCCUUAAUUGGCUUGUUAAUCAGAUCAAAUAUGUUUUCAAAACUGGUGCAAAUUGUUGCGGAAAUGACUAAUGCUGGACAUUCUCUUGGAAUCUAUCUGGCUUCACUUUUAAUUUAUAGGCUUGGUUGUGCUAGGCGGCCAUCUUUUGCCUUGAAGAUUUUCAAUUUAUUACCUGAUAAUCAUAAGUGCACUGCUACGUACACUGCUUUAAUUAGCACUUACCUCUCUGCUAGAAGAGUUAAUAAGGCACUCGAGAUUUACAAGAUCAUGUGUCAAAAAGGAAUUUGUCCUACGUCGGGAACUUAUAAUAUAUUAGUAGCUGGUUUGGAAAGAAAUGGCAGAUACUCUGAAGCAGAACUUCAUAGAAAAUCAAAGAAGAAUCUGCAUUCUAAUAUUGGUACUCGUGAAAGUGUUUCCACAGAGGGAAAGAUGUGUGACCUUCUAUUUGCUGGGGAUGUAAUACUUUGA